GACGUGCAAACCCCAAACCCCAGUAGUUCUCCUCCUCCCAACCCGAACCCAGAUCCAAACCUAACCCCGGCGGCGGCUGCAGCGAUGGCGGCGGCGACGGAAGUAGAGGCGGUGGACUUCGACUCCGACGACGAUGACCUCAUGGACGAGGAUGGCGCCAUCGAGCCCUCGCCGGCUCCCGCUCCCCGCCUCCGAUCCACCAUCGCAGGGGGCGGCGGCGCCGACGACGACGCGCCCCGUAAGACCAAGGGGCGCGGCUUCCGUGAGGACCCCAACUCCUCCUCCGCGCCCCGAGACUCGCGCUUAGCGGGCGUCGGCCGCUCUGGCUUCGACGCCCUCGCCUCCGAUGGCGGCCCUGGCCCAGUCCGCUCAAUUGAAGGGUGGAUUGUACUGGUUACUGGAGUACACGAAGAAGCUCAGGAGGAGGACCUUCACAAUAUUUUCGGUGGUUUUGGGCAGGUCAAGAACCUGCAUUUGAACUUGGAUCGCCGGACUGGAUUUGUGAAGGGAUAUGCUCUGAUUGAGUAUGAGAACUUUGAGGAGGCCCAGCUUGCAAUAAAAGAAUCAGAUGGAACUGAUCUUCUUUCACAAAUAAUAAGUGUUGACUGGGCAUUUAGUAAUGGCCCUGUCAAACGCAGAAAUACUCGGAAGAGGUCACCCAGGCCUAAUCGCUCAAGGAGCCCACCGAGGAGAAGACACUGAGUGUUCCCUCACCAUGAGUUGCGGUGCUUAGAAGUGACAAAGUGCGAGAAUUGUGGGGAUCCAGUUGUUCUAUGUCUCCUCUUAUCGUGGUUUGGUGAUUGCCUUUGUCUUUUCGUUGCAGUUUCUGGUUCAUGACUAUACUAGUUGUAUGGCAUCUUUUAACUCUCCUUUCGGGAUGGAGCUAUUUUUACUGUUAAAGCUUGGCUUGCCAUUUUCAGACGAUUGUAACUGCUGUGCUGGAUCUAUAUGUAUUGCAUUGGAAUGUUUCGUUUUGCAAUAACAAUUGAAUGAACUUGUCUUGCACA
Messenger RNA from Lolium rigidum, 1007 nucleotides. RefSeq names its product RNA-binding protein Y14A-like. Gene Ontology annotation, molecular function: mRNA binding. Gene Ontology annotation, biological process: RNA splicing. The record is from RefSeq and is a predicted model, not a curated record. The transcript has 4 exons. The coding region runs from base 85 to 702 and encodes 205 amino acids. Gene Ontology annotation, cellular component: nucleus; exon-exon junction complex; cytoplasm. Lineage: Eukaryota; Viridiplantae; Streptophyta; Magnoliopsida; Poales; Poaceae.